Messenger RNA from Glycine soja, 1003 nucleotides. Its product is annotated as NAD(P)H dehydrogenase (quinone) FQR1-like. Lineage: Eukaryota; Viridiplantae; Streptophyta; Magnoliopsida; Fabales; Fabaceae. The record is from RefSeq and is a predicted model, not a curated record. The transcript is spliced from 4 exons. Gene Ontology annotation, molecular function: FMN binding; NAD(P)H dehydrogenase (quinone) activity. Bases 124 to 741 code for a protein of 205 amino acids.
GAUAGAGGGGCAUGCACUAUAUAAGCACAGGUACCCUGUCAACAUUCUCAUCCACCCACACCUUGUUUCUUUUUCUUCUAUAGAGACACACGGAGAGAGUCUCAGAGCAAUAAACACCCUUCAAUGGCUACCACUAAAGUUUACAUUGUUUACUAUUCUACGUACGGACAUGUUGAGAAGUUAGCUGAAGAGAUUAAAAAGGGAGCUGGUUCCGUUGAAGGUGUGGAAGCAAAGCUAUGGCAGGUACCUGAAACACUUUCUGAAGAGGUCCUUGGGAAGAUGGGUGCACCUCCAAAGAGUGAUGUACCGAUUAUUACACCCAACGAGCUACCUGAGGCUGAUGGCUUAUUGCUUGGUUUCCCCACAAGAUUUGGACUGAUGGCUGCUCAAUUCAAAGCUUUCAUGGAUGCAACUGGAGGCCUGUGGCGCACACAGGCACUAGCUGGAAAGCCUGCAGGAAUCUUUUACAGCACUGGUUCUCAAGGAGGUGGACAAGAGACUACUCCGUUGACAUCUAUUACUCAGCUUGUUCACCAUGGGAUGAUUUUUGUGCCCAUUGGUUACACAUUUGGUGCUGGGAUGUUUGAGAUGGAGAAUGUGAAGGGUGGAUCCCCUUAUGGUGCAGGUACCUAUGCCGGGGAUGGUUCCAGACAACCAACUGAGUUAGAAUUGGCUCAAGCUUUUCAUCAAGGGAAGUACUUUGCUGGCAUUGCUAAGAAGCUUAAGGGAUCAUCUCAGUGAGAUCUCUAUACAUCUACCAUUUCAUGUUUCUAUAUACUUAAGCAAAAGAGUUAUGUGCGUCAUAUGUCCAGUUUCCAGUUCAUAAUUUCCAACAGAAUAAGAUGUUAAUUAGAGAGAGAGAAUGAGAGAGAGAGAGAAAGUAAUCAACACUUGGGUUCAAUACUAUUGUGUUGUCAUUUGUCAUAAUGAUGUAUCCUCAAAAUACAAUGUUAUUGUCAAUAACAAGAAUUUGUCAAUUGUUACUAUUUUCAUUGAGAUCAAA